CUCCCUCUCUUCCCAGACGGACGGAUGCGCCUCCCCUCUCAUCCACACAAAGCUUUCCCUGCGGCCACGGUCCCCAGCGCCUCGCCACUCCGAGAGCCCCUCGCCUACUUCUUCCUUUCGGACCCUUCAGCCUUCCCCUCUGCUUUCUAUUCGCUCCUCACGCUCCUACUCCCUCCCCUUGACCCCGGCUGAAUCUCCCCGGACACCAGAUGCUCAUUCGUCACCCCCUCGGUCCCGCCGGAAGCCCCCACGAACCACAUCUGUGCAGGCCGCGUCGUGCGAAGACCUGUAUGCCCACAGGACUCUCGCACGCCCCAACACGCCCAUGGGGAGGGUAGACAUUGCCCCCAGCGAGGGCCUCCCCCACAACCCCUAUGCCGUUGUGUCGCCUGGCACCAGGGGGCACCCCCUCACGCCUGCCGACCGGUACGAUGUCUUCCCUUCCUCCGAAGACCCCUAUUGCCGGCGCUACACUCGGAGUCCUCAUCCCGGCAGAGCCCGGCCUGUGGGUGAGGAAGGCCUCACACCCACCCUCGGGAGACAGCCACAGACCAGAUUUGCAGACCGCGGUUACAUCUCGCCCUCCACUGGGCCAGUUCGUACUUUGGUCAUGUCUCGGCUUCAGGGACGAUUG
Messenger RNA from Gekko japonicus, 634 nucleotides. RefSeq names its product serine/arginine-rich splicing factor SR45-like. The record is from RefSeq and is a predicted model, not a curated record. The transcript has 2 exons. Lineage: Eukaryota; Metazoa; Chordata; Lepidosauria; Squamata; Gekkonidae. The annotation marks the transcript as partial.